CGCGGGUCGCCGGUUCUUCAGGGUCCAAGCUUCGUCCGAAACGAAACGCCUUCACAGCGCUCGCCACCUUCCUCUCGCGGAGAAGGCCGCGCGAACAGGCCUUCCUCGAAUCGUUCGACCGUCCGAUCGAGCGAGAGCGAGCCGGCUCUCCGUGCGCGUGACCUUGAUACCGCGCGACUUGCCCUCUCCUCUUCAACGUCCCGCCGUAGGCAGCGCGAGACGCCGGUGAAUCGUGCGACGGUGGUGUGGGUGCUCGUGGUGACCUGGUGGGUGGUGGUUGGUGAACCUGGCUGGAGGAAGCGCCUCGGAGGAGCCAUCUCCCUCUUCCGCGGUCUCCUCGGCGUCUCAAAGUGGAGCGAGGGAUCAUGACAUCGUACAGGAGCUACGGCGAUACAGGAGCAUAUCGGAGUAGAGCCGUCGGCAUAGGCAGCACAUUUAGUAGGAACACUUCCGGCGGAAGUAACCUGCCAAGCUGUAGAAGCAGCUAUUCCGGAGUCGGAUCGAGUUCCGCUCGAGUUGCCGCCAAGGAACGAGUGCUCGCGAGUUUCGGCGGCGCUUUUCUCAAAAAGGACAAGCUCGAGGAGAAACCUACUCUCAAAUAUUCAUGUACCAAAGAUACCGACAAAGGUCGAUUGUAUUCCGGAAGAUCGUCUUCCGAGGACACGAGGGCGAAGAGCCCGCUAUCUGGCAGCAAGUCGUCUCUUCUCUUCGAGAAGUACUCAUACUCAGCUGGCAAAACAUCGGAGAGGUCGUCUUCCCUGUUGGACAGAUAUAACCGGCCGGCUUCGCGGGAGAAGAGUAGAGAGCCCGAAGGAAUAUCGCGCUACGGCUCCAGCACAUAUCCCGGAUCGAGUUUCGGUCGAAGUUAUGGCAACGAUGCUAGAAUUGAGAAGAAGGACCAUCCGCCGCCGGUCUCCUACAGAGGAUUACGUCCCAAUUCCGGGAGAGCAUCGCGCGAGCCCAGCCCGGAAGUGGCCGGUGCCGGGAAAACGAAUUCCUUCAGGGUCUAUUCGAGAGCGCCGUCUUAUGGCCGCUCAGCCGCUUCGCCCAGCACGUCCGAAUCGAGCUCGGCCACGAUCUCGACGAGAUUUGGCUCGACAGCUAGUUCGCGGUUUCUCCCAUCGCGAAGCGGUAAUGAGCGAACGUCCGCGACCGUAAGCUACUCCGGGACGGACAGGUUCCGAAGCUCGAACGGUAAGCCGAGUAAUCAGAAAGACGAAGAGGAUUCCAGGCAUCUCGCUAGCAAACCCGAGGACGGUAGCCACGAGCCGUCGAAGAUAUCAAGCAGAAUGGAAGACGGCAAGAGCGACGAUAGACUCGCUGAUAAUGAGCUCUUGACGCUGACGAUGGUGACUCGAGGCACCUCGCCGACACCUCCGGCUUCCUCGUCUUACGUAAGGAACAGGCGGGCGGAGAUCGGUAUCGUUCAUCAGAAGGAAGUGACUCGAUCCCGUGAACCGCCGGCUAGCUUCGACAAAGAGACACAAUGCGAUCGAAACGAAGAGACGUCGAGGUUCUCGAGAUUCAGCGGCAGCAACAGAGUAUCCGGCGCGCCUUCAUGGUCAACGUAUCUGGAUAAGUACUCACCCUCGGGUGCGCCAUCAGCUUCUGGAGGCUCGUCCAUGUAUUCGUCCAGAGGGUACAAUAAUACGAGCUCGUCCAGCGCUAGACUCAACAGCUUCGCGUAUAGGACGAACGAAGCCACGAGGCACGAGUUCGCUGCCAAGGAAUCGUCGGCCUCUAGUCAGGAAACUCACAGUUCCGGUAAUAGAAGCCAGAACGACAAAGUCCUCGGCGGAGUGAGCUGCGCGCGGCCUGGUAACGAGAAUUCAUCAAUGUCGAACGAAGACAUCAAGACCCAGUCGUGUGGUCAAGACACACGCGGUGCGAAUAAAGAAGCGAGUCAAGACAGAGUACGGAGUAACGAGCAAUGCUGCUGUAACGCACGAAGGACUGAAAGCAACCGGAAUCCCGGUAAUUCCAAAACUUCCAGCCAUCAGGAGCUGGCGUUUCAGCGCAGGGAGGAUUCCACGGGACGCGAUUGCCGAGCGAGCCACGGCGGCUGUGGGGAGCGUAAUAAGGACAGGCAGAGUCCUGUGUCGAAAUCCGACGAGUGUAACCAAAGAAGACCGUCUAUCCCGCGACUUGGACGUAGUUCGCCCAAGAGCGAGACGAGAGUCCUCAAAUGUUCUUCCAAGUCUGAUUUAGUGUCGCCGAAGGCUGAAGUGUACGAGAGGAGAGGAUCCACGCCCAGAUCCGACGCCAGUUCCUCCUCCAGAACCGAGGAGUCUCCUCGGAUCGUGGAAGGAUUCUGUGAGGACCAAAGCGAAGAAAUCGUUUCCCAGAAUCACGAAAUUUCGCCAAGAAAAGAUUCCGCGUCGAGCGGCACGUCGCAAAGUCGUUCGGCAUCGACAUCGCAGUCACGGAGCACAUCGACGAAAAACACAUCGCGUCAAAUGACGCGUACCAGCUCGUCAGACGGAUCAUCCUCCGCGGGCAUGCCAAUUGGCAGAUCGAAAUCGUCGUCGGCCAGUUCAGUGGCGAGUCAAGGUAUAAAAAUAAAGGCGGCGGCGCCGCCAUCGUCGUCCGGCAAGUCAACCGGCGGCGCGAUCUCUUCGUCGUCAGUGAAUCUACGGCAAGGCGGUUCGCCGGACGCUCGCGGCAAACCACCUGUGCCGAAGAAUGAUACUACGACCGCCGCCACGUCGAAGUGCAUCGUGGCAGCGAAGUACGUGAACAAGGACUUCCGCAAGUCGACCUUGAACAUGGAGAACGGCGACCCGUCGCGCUCCAAGUACGCAAGAAGGAAGAAGAACCAGAGGACCAUCUCCGGAAGCUCUCAGGACUCCGAGACAACCUCAGAACACGUCCCCCCUUUCGCGUCUUCGGGCUCCUCGACCUCGAUCAAGUCUGGUCGAUCGAGAUUAAGAACUCCGUCGGGAGGAUCGAAGCCUGGAGUGACUGGGAGAUGUAGUGACUCGAAGGUUUCGACGAGAUGGGAGGAAUCGAGAAGUGGGUCAAAGUCACCUUGCGGAACGACGAAGAGGCGGUCUGGGACGUCGAGUUCCAGCAGCAGCAGUCGGUCGACCUCCGCGAAUUCCUCCAGCAGCGAGGACAAUGACGAACGAGUAGACAGGCCGAGUUCGAGGCGGAGAAGAAGACGAGCGUCGGAGUCGCCCAUGCGCGAGAACAGAGGUAAGAUCAGCGCGGGUUCGUCGAGGACGAGCGUGUUGGCGUCCUCGGCCGAUGAGAUACCCAUGAUGACGGAGAGGCCACCCAGACCACCGUCGAGUCCGAGAUCGAAGAGCGAUCGUUCCGCGAAGACGGAAGAAGCCAAGUCCUUUCUAAUGAGGGCGUUAGCGCCGGUGACGAAUUUUUUCAAGAGCAAAAGUCAAGACUCCGCUGAUACGAGCAAGUCAGGCGGCUGGGUCGACUCCAACGACGAGAACUACGAAGCCAGCAACAAGUCGGGACAACCCUUGUCAACUUCGAGAUCGAUCAGUCACAGUCUGUCGAAGGCUCCUAAUUUCACCAACACCGAGAAGAACGACGGGAUGAGGGGGGGGAACGCGAGAAUUCAGCAUCAGUCGUCCGGAGAGAGACCAUGGUGGUUGGACUCUAAUUCCGAUAACGUCCCCUCGGGAGUCGAGAGAGCCAGUCCAUGGAACGACGAAGUUAGUCAAGAUACGACGAUCAGUACAGUUUUGCCGGAUGACGGAAAGUUCAAGUUCAAAGUGUGGCGACAAGAGUCAGGAGAGCGCGCCUGGUGGCUGGACGAGGUCCCGGCGGAGGAGACGAAAAAAUCGCCCUCGUCGGCGUCUUCCAUCUCGAGACGAGGCUCCACUCGCGGCAGUUUCCGAUCCGCCGAUCGGCGAAAUCGCAUUCGACAUCAGCAAUCCGGCGAGCGAGCGUGGUGGAUGAGCAACGACCCCGAGAACGUCCCGGAGGGAAUCGAGGUCAUCCCCGUGGCGUCUCCCGACAGCCAAGACGCCGACAAGCCUGAUGGCUCUGUCGAUAACGAGACCCUUUACUCCGCGAAGCCUCUUAACAAAAUCCGCCACAUCGAAUCCGGCGAGAAGGCAUGGUGGAUGGACAGUUGCUCGAACGUUCCUGACGGGGUCGUCAGGAUCUCCGUGGAAACUUCCAACAGCACUUCCGACUCCUCCGAGUCGUACGAAAAAAUCGAUAUCGGCGUUAACCCUGAACCUGAGACGUGUGUCAAGCGGAGCCUCUCCAGAUUCCCUAUCGAGUUUCCGCCUCCUCCGCCUGAGGAGCCGUUGGGAGAUCGCGCCAGUCCAGAAGGGGUCGAGAAUCCACCUGACCCGCCGGACAAUUAUGGCGGACGAGACUCGCCUUACGACAAUGUACAACCGACACCACGAAGAUUGUCACCAAGGAAACGACCCUCCACACUGCCGUUGUUCAUCGGCGGGCACACCGACAUCGAUGAUGUGCUCGGCGAUACAGCCAUCCCGUGCCACAGCCCUGUUCUCUCCCGCGUUCGUAAACAGGAACGUGUCGAAGAGGAUUCUUCCGAAGAUAGCUCGGAAUGCGAAGAAAUAGAUGCCACCCAAGUAAUCAUUCACGACAGCACGCCGAAAACACCGAUGAUUCAACGAAGAAACCGAGACAACGAGAGGAUUCAACCCGACGGCUACAUACCGCAGACAGAUCGAAUCCGAAAUAAAUCGACGGAUACGACGAACCGGUUCGCGGCAUCGCGCGUGAACGCGCCACGGCGUGCAUACACGCUCGUGUGCACGUGAGAGGGGGCGGGCGGGGCCCC
Messenger RNA from Harpegnathos saltator (Jerdon's jumping ant), 4786 nucleotides. RefSeq names its product dentin sialophosphoprotein. The transcript is spliced from 10 exons. The record is from RefSeq and is a predicted model, not a curated record. Bases 366 to 4766 code for a protein of 1466 amino acids. Lineage: Eukaryota; Metazoa; Arthropoda; Insecta; Hymenoptera; Formicidae.